Sorghum bicolor (sorghum) is the source of this 2937-nucleotide messenger RNA. RefSeq names its product MORC family CW-type zinc finger protein 3. Lineage: Eukaryota; Viridiplantae; Streptophyta; Magnoliopsida; Poales; Poaceae. Gene Ontology annotation, molecular function: zinc ion binding; ATP hydrolysis activity. The record is from RefSeq and is a predicted model, not a curated record. The transcript is spliced from 18 exons. The coding region runs from base 152 to 2521 and encodes 789 amino acids. Gene Ontology annotation, cellular component: nucleus.
CGCCGUUCCGGCUUCCUCUCCCUCCGCUCCGCUCUCCGAGGCCUCCGUCCCCCACUCCCCUCUUCCCCGCCUGAUACGGAAGCACCUCAACUCGCCUGCCUGUAAACCCACUCGCGCUUGCUCCGCCUUCGCCGCCGGUGAAGUAAAAAAGAUGGGAAGUGGGACAUUUGAUUUGAAUGAGCAACCACAUGAAAAUCGAGGUGGCAACAUGAAUUAUGUGCUGUUGCAAAAGGAUUGUAAGAACAUAUGCCGCACCAAAGUUUGUGAUCUUCCUGUAGACGUGCCGACCAUUUGGCCAAUUAUGUCAUUUGUGCCAACUAAAGCAUACCGAAAGAGCGAUUUCCCAAAAUUUUCGCUGCUUCCUUAUCCAGAAGACAAUCGUCAGAAAUCUGAAUGGGGAAAAUUUAUGCGCUUCCUUUCAGAUAAUAAAAGGGUUGCUAUUGCUAGAUGUGGGUCCUCAACCUUCCACAUACUUGCUCCUGAACCUGAUGAAUGCUCAAAUUUUCCGCAUGCGGUGCUCUUGUAUGAGUGUGGACAAAAUGACCCUGGAGAUUGCAAACAGAUGGCAAGAACAUCUGGGAAACAUGUGAAUGGUCCUGUGAUGAAUGCUUCAGAGAGGCCUUUCAGGAGUGACUUUCAAUAUGGCUCAAGAAACUCUAAGCCACCAUACUUUCAAGAGGAGGUCUGCGAUAGUUUACUGAAGCACAAGGCGAUGGAAACUUCACCUAAGCAUCAUGAUCCAGUUGUCACAUCCUCUCCAUGUGAAUCUGUUGAAGACGACCCUAGAGUUUUGAAUCCGGUGGUAAAAAUGAGAAUAGCUUCUCCUACCAAAAAUUUUGUCGUUGCAGACCCUAGUUAUCUGCGAACACUUAGUCAGACACAUGCUAGCUGGAUGUUUGGAGCAAUAGCUGAGCUCAUUGAUAAUUCUAGAGAUGCUGGUGCAUCCAGGUUGAGUAUUUCCAUUGAACAUUUGUUUUCAAAGAAGGCACAAAAGAAAAUUCCUGUCUUAUCUGUAAUUGAUGAUGGACAUGGAAUGACUUAUCCUGACAUGAUGAGAAUGAUCUCUUUUGGCCAUAAACGACCAAAUGAACAUCGUGAGGAUCAGAUUGGGAGAUUUGGAAUCGGAUUUAAGACUGGUGCUAUGAAACUUGGAAAAGAUGCAAUUGUUCUCACACAAACUAAAUCCUCCAGAUCAGUGGCCUUUCUUUCUCAGUCUUUUAAUGAAGAAAAGGAUAACCUUGAGAUCCCUGUGGUGGCAUAUCGAAAGGAAGGGCAAUACAUGGAAGUUGAUUUGAGUGUCCAGUCUGAUGCUACUGCAGAAUAUAACUUGAGUGCUAUUAAGAAUUUUUCUUCGUUCAACGAGUAUUUCAUUGGAGAAAAGUUAGGCCUAUUUGGUGAAGAUCGUACUGGGACACAAAUUUAUAUAUGGAAUUUAGACAGAUGGGGUACUCAAUGCACUUUGGAGUGGAAUUCUGGUAAGUCUUCAGAAAAUCCUGUGCACCAUGGUCGUGGAGACAUAUUAAUCCGUUCAAGAAGAGUCAGAUCACGUCCAGGACAAACAAGUAACAAGGUGCUGUUGGACUAUUCUCUUCAGUCUUAUCUGGAAGUUAUGUUCUUGAAUCCUCGGAUGAAGAUAUCUGUCCAAGGUUCUUUGGUCAAAAGCCGCCCGUUGGCGAAGACCCUUAACAAGACUUCUGUUGUGUCUGGUGAAAUUAUGGGAAGGACUAUUGUAUUGACUCUGGGAAGGAGCAAAGUAGAAUGGGACAGAACAAACUGUGGAAUCUUCUUAUAUUGGCAUGGUCGUUUGAUAGAGUCUUACAAGCGGGUUGGAGGCCAAAAGCAUAGUACUGACAUGGGACGUGGAGUAAUAGGAGUUGCAGAUAUCACAAAUCUCAUUGAUGAUGAAGAUGGUAAUUCAUGGGUUCUGAACAAUAAACAGGGAUUUCAAGAUUGUGAAAUGUAUGCUAAACUGGAGGAGUGGCUUGGUAGGAAAGUGGAUGAAUACUGGGAUUCGAAAUUUGACAGUCUCGAGCUGAGAAAAGGGGAUGAGAGCCACAAGGCUGAUUCUGACUGGGUUCAGUGCUACAGCUGUCGUAAAUGGCGAAUGUUGAAUGCAGGCUUCAAUGUAGACAAUCUUCCUGAGGAAUGGUUCUGCUACAUGCCACCGUUCAAUGGCAAAUGUGAGAUUCCUGAACAACAAAUGGGACGAGGCGUCAUCGUGAUAGGUGAGAAGAGAUCUGGACACGAUGAACAAAAGGCUGCCCUGCAAGGAGGUACACCAAAGAAGGACAUGAGGCCUGAUAACCUCAAGAUUCAGAUGAUUACUCAAGGUGAAGAAAAUGCGAAGGGUAUGCCAGAGGUUGUAAACACGCGAAAGAAACCUUCAAGUGGCACCCCAUCAAAUCCCAAGAACAACAGCGAUGAUGAUUUUGAAGGUGUGUCCUCACAAACUGAAGAUGACGCCCCUCCCCUUAAGUUAAAGAGGCUAAGAAGGGGGCCUGCAAAGACUUCCAAAUGUUGACAGAAAGUGAAACUACACGCUGGUGUAAUGCUUCGUUUGGAUUUUGGACGGACUUUGGACUUCGAUACUGAUGCAUGAGGGCACGAGGCCUUCUGAGCACACUGGCAGCUAUAAUUCUGUUGCUUUUGUGCAGUAGAAUUUUGAAACGUGCGUGUUUGUAAAUAGAGUUCUACUGUUGGAUUAGGCGUCUUUUUGUAAGUAGGUGUUUCUCGCAUUCAAAUGUUGCAGCUUAGGCCCUAUUUGGAUCCAUUAACCCUAAAUAGUUAGCUAGCUAACAGACCAUAACUAAUAUUAGCUAGCUUUGUUCAACUAAUGAAAUGGAUGUUAGAGCAUCUCCAAUAGUUCUCCAAAAACCAAUUGAUAAAUCAAGAGAUUUUCAAGUGGCUAAAAAGAUGUUGGGAGUAUAUUGAUGUUUC